This is a messenger RNA of Darwinula stevensoni, 873 nucleotides long. NCBI's taxonomy places the organism in Eukaryota, Metazoa, Arthropoda, Ostracoda, Podocopida, Darwinulidae. The record is from the annotation of a GenBank genome assembly.
AUGAGGACCAGUCAACCCCCCUCAACCCCCCUCAACCCAUCCAUACCUCGAUCCAUCCGAUCCCUCCGAUCCAUCCGAUACAUGCGAUACAUCCUUUCCAUCAGAUCCAUCCGAUCCAUCCGAUCCAUCCGAUCCAUCCAAUCCAUCCAAUCCAUCCAAUCCAUCCAAUUCUUCCAAUCCAUUCGAUACAUCCGAUACAUCCGAUCCAUCCGAUACAACCAAUCCUUCCGAUACAGCCGAUACAUCCGCGAGGUUCCUGAGGUCGAAGGAAAGAAGAAUAAAGAAAUCCUUAAAAUCAUAAGAGAGAAAGGUGUGGAGUGGAAAGAAAAGGAAUUCCCCCCAGCGCCCCUGGAUUUGGGACAUAAUAGGAUGGGAUCAGGAGUAUUGGAAGCAUUGUCUCUUGCCCUCACUGGCUCUCUACUCCAUGUUCCUCUCCUUAAGAAGAACCUGGAGAAAUGGAAAGAUGGUCAAGACAACCCUCUACCUCUUCUUCAGGCAGCAGCAAAUCUUCUAAUGAGACCCAUUAUUCUUCUGUCUCUAUCAGAUUUACCCAAAAGCAAUUCCUGGACUUUCAUACCUCAAGACAUGCCUACCCAGCAACUAGGGUUACUUUUUGUUUGGGAUGAUUCCUCAAAACCAGUCAACAUUCUGCCUCUUGUGCAUCAGAUGGAUCUGAGGGAUCCAAGGGAUCCGAGGGAUCUGAGGUAUCAGGGCUACAAAGUUAAGAAUUCCAGCUUAGAGUACCUCAAGGAAGACCUCUGGAGCCCCUCACUCAGGUCCUCACGUGAACUGCAUGGCCAGAAAGUAGGGUCAAAGGUCACGGCAGACCCACUCCUCUUCGAAAGUCAGUAUCUCCUCAACCGCUUCACCUAA